Molecule: messenger RNA, 1620 nt
Organism: Dicrocoelium dendriticum
Lineage: Eukaryota; Metazoa; Platyhelminthes; Trematoda; Plagiorchiida; Dicrocoeliidae
Source: the annotation of a GenBank genome assembly
AUGCACAGACUGUUGUGGUUUGUAUUUAGCCUCUGUGAGCUUUUCUGUGCCUGUUCUCUUCAUCUCCAACGUAGUGAACAUAACGUAUUCCGUCAUCAGACAGUACUUUCAAAUAAGAAGCUGAAGUUGGUUAGCCUGAAAGGCAGAAGCGAACUGGCAAUGAAAACUUUUGGUAUGACAGAAUCUCUCGUGUCUAAUAUCGACCAACAAGUAGAGGACGAAAAUCAAGAUUCUCCUUUGCUUCAUUUGGUAUCCAACGUGGAUCGCUAUGGAAAAUGGUCAAAAUGGUCCGAGUGUGUUCGACGUAGCUGCAUUCAGUAUCGUUAUAGACGGUGUGCCGACAAUUCCUGGAAGCAUGUCUAUCUAAGUGAUUUCGGAAAACACAAGUGCCCAAGUGCAUUCAUUAUGGAGACACGUGAAUGCACAAAACGGGAGGCCUGUUUAGUAUCUGAGACGUUCCACAACUGCGGGAUUCGACCACUCUACAUGAACGUGGAUUUCAAAGUUAUGGGCGGAGAAAGCAGCUUUUCAAAUUCUUGGCCGUGGAUGGUUCGUUUGACGAUCAAAUCGACCUCAGACAAUACGAUGAAGAUGUGUGGAGGAACUCUAAUCACAUCCCAAUGGAUUCUCACUGCUGCGCAUUGUUUCUCCAAUCUUGCGAAGAAUAUUACAUUCGAUGAAAAAGAUUCACAUGAUGUUGAUGGAUUUGUCUUGGCGCACUUGGCAGACCACCGUGUGUCGGUGCUAGAGCAAAGUCAAAGGGAUCAUUUGGUUGAGGAAAUUGUGUUACAUUAUGAUUAUCACGAAGGACAGGCAAAUAACGGUGCAGAUAUUGCACUAUUGUACAUGGAAAAACCAGUUGAAGGACAUCCUAAAGUGAAGGUUGCUUGCAUGCCAGUCGACUUCACUGUCCCGGAUCUUGGUACGGAUUGCUACACUGUUGGAUGGGGCCAAAGUGAAGCAGGUUUCAUAGAUCAAAUGACGGGUGCCAUGACCCAACCACAGACAUCGGACGUAUUACGCCAGGUUGGAGUGACAGUUUGGAAUACUACGGAAUGCAGCAAGUACUACGGCAAUCUUGACGAAAAGCGAACACUUUGCGCAGGUUCGAAAGGAAAGGGUGCCUGUUUCGGUGACAGUGGUGGUGGCCUAUAUUGCAGGUCCCCAUAUUCGAGAGCUUGGUUCGUUGCCGGAGUGACAAGCUUCGGAGCAAGAGACAGCUGCGGACACAUCCCGGAUGUUUACACUUCAGUCACAGCGCAUCGGGAUUGGAUUUGGGGAAUAAUUACUGGCUCAACAUCAGAGCUGGAUAUGUAUUCUGAACAAUUAGGAUUUGAAGGAAAACUGAUGGAGAGAAUAAAAGGUAAAGCGGAAGGCGGUGAACUGGAUGAUCUCAUUGCAGAGAUUGACAGAAAGUUGAUGGAGAAAAUAGAGAAUGCCGUUGCAGGAGAUGAAUCGGUUGAUACCAUUGCAGAUAAGGAUCAAUCUGUAACGACAGAAAUGGAAACGGAAGAAAGCAUGAUAACUGAAGUUAAAAGAAACCUGACAGAGAGAAUAAAGCGUGCGCCCGAACGAGGUGGACUGCCUGAUACCACUGCAGGUGAGACUGGAAUUAUGUAA